AUGUUUCCCUUCAACACCCCCCAGCACUCACCGCAAAAGCCUGAUCCCAAGACAGCCUCUAAUGCUACUCCGCGUCCUUCGAGACAUAUUGCGGCAGCAAAGGCUAACACUACAGGCAUCCGUUACGAUAUUGCAGAGGCUAUGAACUCGGAGACCUUCGUUUGUGACGUCGAGGCCUUCAUGGCUCAUUACCUUCCCAAGGUAGAGGACAGGGUGCUAUCGCAGGUCCUUGGCGAUUUGAUUGAGAAGGAGGUUCUCAUCCCUCGCAAGGAGACCAAAGCGCGACUACAACCGUCUGGAAAAGGAAAGUCCGCGAAAGCGGUGUCGCCCUCUAUUCCGUCCAUGUCCUAUUCCCAUGUGCUGAAGAACUUUAAACCUCCCUGUGGCGGGGGGAAGAAAGAUGCCCGUGAGGAGAACAUCUUUUCACCCUUGACCGAGAUCUGUACGGCGAUUUGUGAGGCCCUCAACUCGAUCGAUGGCGUCAAGUUAAAUGGAUACACGAUUCGCAUGUGUGGCCACAACGGCCUUGUCUCCUUGAUUAAGGGGGGUGAUCAGAGGAUAGAUGCUUGUAUGACGAAGAACACGAAGGGCCGACUCCGCGUCACCGACAUAGUUGUCGUGUUCGAAUUCAAGACGAACCGCGUGCAGAUCGUCUCACAUUCCAACCACGCAAUGAACGAAGACCCGCGACGCAUGUUUACGCUUGGGAUCACUAUCGAAGAUGGCGGGUUCUCCCUGUGGUAUUUCUCUCGCUCUCACUCGGCGAAGUCGUGGGCAUUCAACAUGGUCGAGCGAGCACAUUUAUUCAUCAAGAUCAUGAUUGCCCUGUUCUGCGCCACCGAUGAAGAACUGGGCUUCAAUCCUCUUGUUGAGCUGCUGGACGACGAUAUCAGCUUUGUGUACAAGUUUCCCUCGAGUGGAGACAAUGAGGAUGCAACAUUUUUCCGAACCCAGGCCACUAUCUUCCAGACUCGGUCCCCCACCCUGACUGGUCGUUCUACCCGCAUUUUGAGGGUUCAACAAGUCGAUCCCAGCAACGGUUACGCACAAAUUGAAGGAACGAAGGACAUGAUUUUGAAGGAUGUAUCGCUGCAUGUCGACGUGCGCACGGAGGACGACAUUCAGAAACGCCUUUUUGCUGACGUCGAGAAGUUUCGAAGCAAUCCAGAGAGGCCAUGGAGGGAUCAACCAAUUGUAAAGGACUUUGGCGAUAAAGAAAAGACAUCGCUGGCUGAAAUUCUCGAGGACGAUCGAUUCAUGGACUUCUUCUCUUGCAUCAUUAAAGCGUACACAGGACAACCUAGUCUUCCCGUGGUUCCCAACGCGUCUGUGGAUCCAAACCUAUUCCCGACCUCGCUGAAGAACGAUGAAGAAACUUAUGUUCACCAGUUCGAGACAAACCGACCAGAUCCUGGAUGUGAGAGAACUAAAGAGGAUGAAAUCACCAAACCGAAGAAUCCUCCCAGCCCCGAUUUGUUCCCGCUGAAGAAGCAGUGCUUGUACAUCUUUCCAGAGGUCUACACGCCUCUCUAUAACAUCCCAACCAUGGGCCAGGCUAUCCAAAUCUUGAAACAAUGUGUCUUGGUGGGUUGCAGGCCAUUAAAUGGCAAUUAUCCGAGGCCUUUUGGCCUGCAGCCCUACAGCUUGUCCUUGUUUGAGAGACAUCUCCGCGCUCACAUGUUGAAAUCAAGGUCGAAACCUUGGCAUCCCAAAUCCAUCUCCCAACAGAACCCGAGACCAAAAGGCCUCGGAACUUUAUCAGUUCUUCAAUUGAUGGCUUGCGCGGGAUGGGUUCAUCGCGAUAUCAGCGCCGGAAAUAUCUUGGCGAUGUGGAAUGAGACGACACGCAAGUGGCAGCUCAAACUCUCCGACCUUGAAUACGCGAAGAAAUUUCCCAGUGAGAAGGGCAGCAAGUCAAGUGCCGUCCCGAAAACGGGGUCACCUUUCUUCAUGGCGGUAGCAGUCCAGUCGCAGAGUCAAAUUCGUCCUCCUCCUGAUUUGGCCUAUCAUACCAUUGAUCGAGCCUUUGACAAUCAAGCGACGAUCCGCAGCUACUUCAUCGCCCUGGAAGAUCUUCGAAGUGCCCUUUAUGAUGCCUACUGCCAACGUAACAAGCAAGAGGACAUCAGCUCGUACUCGACUGUAAUCAGCAAGCCAUUCCGAGCCUUUUUCGAGACACUCGACAAGUCACCAGACUUGUGGCAAUCGGUAGAAUUAAUCAUGGAGAAAGAAAAGAAAGCAGUUGGACCUCCAGCGAACAAGAGAAAGGCGAACGGGGAUGUCAAGGGACGGAAUAAUGGAAAGAAAGUUCCUUGGGUGCCCAAUCCCAAAGGAACGACCGCGACCAAAGACGAGAUCGAUGACCAGGGCCACAAAUACGCAGAGUCACGCAGAUGGGACUAG
Molecule: messenger RNA, 2403 nt
Organism: Coprinopsis cinerea okayama7#130
Lineage: Eukaryota; Fungi; Basidiomycota; Agaricomycetes; Agaricales; Psathyrellaceae
Product: other/FunK1 protein kinase
Exons: 10
Coding region: 1-2403 (800 amino acids)
Source: RefSeq, a predicted model, not a curated record